AUGACAGCGCCAAAGGCCUUUCUUGAAGCAGCUCGCUCCCACCUACCAUUGGAGGUUGCCCAAGAUUUCGACGCUCCCACCAACGCCGUUGACGCGCCGACGCACGCGGCCUCUUUGGCGUGGCACACGACCAAGAAGCUCGGCAGCCUCUUCGACGACGCGGCCGAUCUGCGCGCUCGGAAGCGACUGGCGACAACGGCGUUCAACAACAUGUGGAAAAUCUGGAUGCGUCGCGGCCUCAUCUCGGAAGGCAACCGUGUGCGGUUGUACAAGUGCUACGUGCUCCCGGUGGUGGGGCGCUCGCGCUGCGCCGUACGCCAUAUGCUCCAAGCCGAGGACCCCUUCAAUCGGCCUCCGAAGAAGCGCACCUGCCCGAAAAUGUCAGUGCGCAGCCUACGCCGCCUUCGCGAGGCUGCCUCCGCAAGCGGCAAGUCAGCCAGCAAGCUCAAGACGGAGCUGCAGCUUGACGCCUCGGUCCAUACUGUCCAGCGCCACCUGAAGUUAACUCCGUGGCUCCAGUACAUGAAGCGUUAG
Saprolegnia parasitica CBS 223.65 is the source of this 534-nucleotide messenger RNA. RefSeq lists its product as hypothetical. The coding region runs from base 1 to 534 and encodes 177 amino acids. The transcript is spliced from 3 exons. NCBI's taxonomy places the organism in Eukaryota, Oomycota, Saprolegniomycetes, Saprolegniales, Saprolegniaceae. The record is from RefSeq and is a predicted model, not a curated record.